Molecule: messenger RNA, 4844 nt
Organism: Betta splendens (Siamese fighting fish)
Lineage: Eukaryota; Metazoa; Chordata; Actinopteri; Anabantiformes; Osphronemidae
Gene: ano2a
Product: anoctamin-2
Exons: 28
Coding region: 200-4204 (1334 amino acids)
Biological process (GO): chloride transmembrane transport
Cellular component (GO): plasma membrane
Molecular function (GO): chloride channel activity; protein dimerization activity
Source: RefSeq, a predicted model, not a curated record
GACCGGUCAGGGAAUUAGACGCCCUGUGCGCGCGUGCGCGCGCGCUAAGCCUGGGUUUCCGGGAGCUCGCGCAGAUUGUCCACCAUCUCAGCGAGGCGCAUCUCACGCGUCUUAUCGCCCAUCUUCAUAGCCGUAGAAAUGAUCCUCCACGCGCGCUGAGGGAUGAAAUGGCAAAGAACCUUCAUCGCUCACAACAGAAAUGAGUGAGUCAUCGUCCAUUCACUCAUCGAAGCUUGUUGCAUUGGCCCGAUCUCUGUCUGGACUCGGGCUCGAUGUCGCCAACGGAGGCUCCACCAACCCCCCCAUCAACGAUGAGCCCCCUCCCCCGGAGUUCGGCAUUGACCUAGGCCCAGGCCUUUUCUUUGCCGACGGCAGGAGAAAAGUGGACUAUGUCCUUUGCUACAAGUACAAAAAAAGACGGACAUCCAGGCCGCGGCUUUCCCUCAUAUCAAACGGGAGUAUACCAAUACCGAUCCCCGGCAGAUGGGAAACGGAGUCCGGAGAUGCGAGUGCACCCACAGGGGACGCGGAAGAGCCCAAGCUGUCGGAGGAGGAGAAGGCUGUGAUGAGGGAGGAGUUCGAGGCAGGACUUCUGGAAGCCGGGCUGCAGAUCGAGCGGGAUAAAGAGAGGGCACAGGGCAUAGGUUUCAUUAGGCUGCACAUCCCAUGGCCGAUACUCAGCCGGGAAGCGGAGCUCCAGAAGAUCAAAGUUGCUGUGAAAAAGAAGUGUGAGCUGCGGAGGCGGACGGGCAUUGCCGGAUCGUGGGACUCGUUUCUGACCAAAGUCAACGCGCCGUUCCAGCCGGACGUCCCCGACUUCGACGUGCAGCAGGAUUCGGAGACGCGUCAUCAACUCAAAACCCUCAAACACCAUUUCAUCCGGGACAAGCUGUACCUGUAUGACAUCAGAUCCACAGAAACCGUGUUCGACAACGCCACGCGCAGCAGAAUCGUGGCUGAAAUCAUUUCACGCACCACCUGCAGGCAAACGUGCCAAACCACUGGCAUCCACUCAUUACUGGCUCGGGGUGUCUAUGACUCCGCCUUCCCUUUGCAUGAUGGGUCGUUCACAAGGAGAGGUCGAAAAGAUCAGCAAAAUGACAGACAGAUCCUCCAUGAGGAGUGGGCCAACUAUGGAGUCAUGUAUAAAUACCAGCCUGUGGACCUGAUCAGGAAGUACUUCGGGGAGCAGAUUGGGUUGUAUUUCGCUUGGCUGGGUGUGUACACUCAGCUCCUCAUCCCCCCCUCCGUGCUGGGCAUCAUCGUCUUCCUGUACGGCAUCUUCACCGUGGACGCCAACGUGCCAACUCAGGAGACGUGCGACGAGAACACCAACAUCACCAUGUGUCCUCUGUGCGACGGAGUGUGCGACUACUGGCGACUGAGCACCGUGUGCUCACUCGCCCGGACCUCGUACCUGUUUGACAACGGAGCCACCGUCCUCUUUGCCAUUUUCAUGUCUCUGUGGGCUGCCUGCUUCCUGGAGCACUGGAAAAGGCGCCAGAUGUGUCUGAAGCACUCGUGGGACCUGACCAGCUUGGAGGACGAGGAGGAGCGAGUCCAGGAGGAGCUGCGGCCUGAAUACGAGGAAGCUUUGCAGGAGAAAAAAGCAAAGAAGAAAGCUCAAACUAAGAAGAAGUUGUCCAAAGCUGGGGAAGGGGUGGACGGAGAGACCGACCAGAUGCUGGCGUCCCAGCAUGAACCGGAUUCUCUGGCUGUCGAAGAUCACAUGUCGGGGUACCUCAUCAACGUGUCCUCCCUACUGAUGCUGAUCUUGGUGACGUUCUCGGCGGUGUUCGCCGUGGCGGUGUACCGCAUCUGCAUGCUGAGCGUGUGGUCCAUGAACCCCGACCCCGAGGCCAAGGCCAGCGUGAGGAUGACCGUCACCACCACGGGCAUCGUCCUCAACAUGCUGGUGGUUCUGGUGCUGGAGGAGGUCUACGGAGCCAUCGCCGUGUGGCUGACGGAACUGGAACUUCCCAAGACCAAGGAGGAGUACGAAGAGAAGCUGAUCUUUAAGUCUUUUUUUCUCAAAUCCAUGAACGCCUUUGCACCUAUUUUCUAUGUGGCCUUCUUCAAGGGCAGGUUUUCUGGGCGUCCUGGAGACUACGUUUAUGUGUUUGAAGACUUUCGAAUGGAAGAGUGUGCUCCACCAGGCUGCCUCAUUGAGCUUUGCAUCCAGCUCAGCAUGAUCAUGCUCGGAAAGCAGCUCAUCCAAAACAACGUGUUUGAGAUUCUCGUACCGAAGCUGAAAAAGAUGUACCGAACGAUACAGGAACAAAAAGGAAACCGGGAAAUCGAUGAGGAUGAGGGGGAAGUAGAGGAGAAGAGACCAAGACAGCAGUUUGACAAAGAUUUCACCCUGGAACCUUUUGAAGGCGUCAGUCCAGAAUACAUGGAAAUGAUCAUCCAGUACGGCUUUGUGUCUCUGUUCGUGGCCUCCUUCCCGCUGGCGCCAGCGUUCGCCCUGCUCAACAACGUCAUCGAGAUCCGCCUCGACGCCGCCAAGUUCGUCACCGAGAUCCGGCGGCCGGACGCUGUGAGGUGCAAAGACAUAGGGAUUUGGUUCAAUAUUCUCUGUGGCAUCAGCAAGUUCUCUGUCAUUACCAAUGCAUUUGUCAUCUCCUUCACAUCAGAGUUUGUUCCACGCAUGGUGUACCAGUACAUGUACAGUGUAAAUGGCACCAUGAAUGGCUACACAGAGCAUUCGCUGGCCUACUUUAACGUCAGCAACUUCCAAGAUGGCAGCGCGCCCUCCACCACCCUCAUCACCGGCGUAGCCAUGUGCAGGUACAAGGACUACAGAGACCCACCAUGGGCACCAGAUCCCUACACGUUCUCCAAACAGUACUGGUCCAUCCUGGCAGCAAAACUGGCCUUUGUCAUAUUCUUUCAGAACCUUGCAAUGUUCCUGAGCAUGAUGGUGGCCUGGAUGUUCCCAGACGUACCGCGGUCUCUGCGGGAGCAGCUAAAGAAAGAAAACACGGUGCUGAUGGAGUAUCUGCUGAAUCACGACCAGGAAGCAUGUGCCAAAUCUCGCUCCCCAAGGCCCUCCAUCCACUGCGUCCCCACCGACAUAGAGAUUGUGGUGGAGGCGCCCAGCGAACAGGAAGAUCAGUCGGUGGUGGAGCAGGAAGAGGUGGGGGUGGAAAUCAACGUGGACGAACGCAGACAGACCAGUGACGGGGGUCCGGGGGUUGAAGGGAAUGAUGAGAAACAAGACGGAGAUGCGGGUGAAGGUGCAGUGGGUGGAGAAAAGGAACAAGAUGGUGAAAUAAACGAAGAGGCUGGAAAGAAAGACGGUGAGCAAGGGAGCGAAGAAGAGGAAGGAGGACAAAUAGAUGAAGAAAAACCUGAAGUAAAAGAGGAGGAGGAGAAUUUCUCUGUUGAUCUUGACUUUUUCAUGAGCGAGCUGGGCCUGUUGGAUGAGGGGCCUUCAUCAUCGGCUAAAGACACAGGCUUCGCCCAGAAACACCCGUCUGAGGAGACGCAGUCCCAUUCCUCAUCCAAAGGAAGCUCAUCCCACAGUCUAAACACUGCACCAAAUAGUGACCGUGGGCUCUUGUCGCUGCCCGCGCCUCCUCCCAGAGAGCCCGGCAAAAGAGCCAAGGCCCAGUGCUCCACCCUGCCUUCGCUCCACAGGGGGUCCGAGGCCUGUUACAGCCUGCCGAGGCCCAGCCGCUGCACCAGCCUCACCAGGCUAGCGCAGACAGCGACGCUAACUCCCCGGGACCCCGCGGGCUCCUCAUCGGCCUCACCCAGCCGCGCCCCCCCCUCCUACACCCCGCUGCCGCGCCCCGCACAGUCCCCAUCCACCCGCCCCCGCCUCCCGGAGCCUAGACCCCCCAGCGAACAGUGUGCGGCCCAGCGGCCGCGCUCCACCGGCAAAGCCAGAUGCUCCACCUUGCCUCCACCGCAGAGAGCCCCCGGCCCCGGGGAGCCGCCCGCCAGGCAUUCCACCAGCUCCCCGAGGCUGGCAGACCCCGCCCCACCUCCUCCCCCCGCCGCGCUUUUUCUGCUCAAAGGCCCCCCGGCGCAGAAGCAGCGCUCCCGGAGCAAAGGCCGGUGCUUCACCUUACCUCCGCGGCCGAGAGCAACCGGUCCGGAGGAGCAGCACCAGCCCAGUCACUCCACCAGCCUUAUGAAGCUGGGAGACCGCGUCCCCCCUUCCCCCAGUGAACUGAAGCGCAACACGCCAGUAUGAGGCGCUGGGAGGCCGAGGGACAGACACAGAGGCAGGACUUUGCAGAUGGGCCGCCCCUGUCUGUGCACGGAGCCUCUGUCAUUCCUCCAUAUUUGCUUCCAUAGGAGUCUGCAGGGAUCAGCCGAACCAUCUUCGUGCCGUCCUCAUCCUCACACAGACAUUCACGCAGCUCAGUGGGGGAGGCAGAGGAGACUCCCGAAUCCCCCUUUCAUGCACAACAACCUCACCACUGGAACGUUGACUGUGUUUCCAUUGGUGUGUUUCUGCUCACAGCCACAGCUCAUUAGCUACUGCUCCUGUGUUAUUUACUGUUCCACAGGCAGCAGCGCUGCCUUUUAGACCAGAGCCACGCGGCGAUAUAUACAGCACAGCUAGAAACAACAGUUACGUCUGUAGAGCCACACUUUAUUCUUAGAGGUUUUGAUAUAUAAAAAUGUAAAAUAAUAAUAAAAGGACAUAUUUUUGAUAUGUGUUUUUCCUUUUGAACGCUAACAUGGUAUGGUGUGUUUGAGCCUUCUAAACUUUGCCAUAGGGACUUGAUUUUUACAAGACAAGGUGAAGAUUAUAAAGUUGUAUUGUUUAAUGUAGUAGUAUGACAUACUGCAUAACAUAACAAGUCUCUAAUAAAUCCUAUACCUGG